CAGUAUCCAAGAUGGCGGAAGAAACUUAGCACUGAACCAGUUUUCCUUGUUAAAUCGAUGACUGCUGUGUUGUCAUCUUGACAAUUAAGGCAUUGGAAUUGUAUGAUGUUGCUUCGGUGCAUGUAUAUAUAAAACUGUGAAUGCUACAUAUCAGAUGGAGGUUGUUUUUUGAACAGUCAAACACAUGUUGAUUAGAGAUGUCUGCAAGGAUACAUUACAAAAAUCUGGGCAAGUCAGGGCUCCGAGUGUCAAUGGUAGGACUAGGUACAUGGGUAACAUUUGGGGCACAGACCAGUGAUGAGACGGCAGAAGAAAUUCUUACAUUGGCAUACGAAAGUGGAAUCAACUUUUUCGAUACAGCAGAAGUCUAUGCAGCAGGAAAAGACAUAGAUAUAGUGGAUUGUAAAGGGGAUGUUACUUGGUCUAAAGGAAUUCAUUUUGCAGACCAGCUAGCCAUGAGGGCAGAAAUUGUUCUAGGGAACAUCUUACAGAAGAAACAAUGGAGGAGGUCCAGCUACAUUGUGUCUUCUAAGAUCUACUGGGGAGGAAAGGCAGAAACUGAAAAAGGGUUGUCAAGGAAACACAUUAUUGAAGGUCUGAAGGGCUCCCUGGAGAGGCUACAGCUGGAGUACGUUGACAUCGUGUUCGCCAACAAGCCUGACGUCCACACACCCAUGGAAGAGACAGUGAGAGCGUUCACCCAUGUGAUCAACCAGGGCUGGGCAAUGUACUGGGGCACCUCUAGAUGGUCUCCUACAGAUAUCAUGGAGGCAUACUCGGUCGCGCGCCAGUUCAACCUGAUUCCUCCAGUAGCUGAGCAGACAGAGUACCAUCUGUUCCAGAGAGAGAAAGUCGAGCUACAGAUGCCUGAACUCUACCAUAAGAUUGGUAUAGGCACUGUGAUCUGGUCUCCCCUGGCCAGUGGAAUCCUUACAGGGAAAUAUGAUGACGGAAUUCCCAUCCACUCACGGGCUGCACUGAAGGGUUACAGCUGGCUGAAGGACAAGAUACUGAGUGAGGAGGGGCGUAGACAGCAGGGCAAGCUGAGAGAGGUCGCAGAGGUCGCGGACAGGAUUGGGUGCUCUCUGUCACAACUUGCAAUAGCCUGGUGCCUGAAGAAUGAGAACGUGAACUGUGUACUACUGGGAGCCUCCAAUGUGGAUCAGCUGUAUGAGAAUAUACAGGCUGUACAGUACAUCUCCAAGCUGACGCCCAACAUUAUGCACGAACUGGACAGGUUGCUAGGCAACAAACCUAAGGCCAAUCGCCGUGACAACGUGUCAAGGUGACUAGCAACGCAGCACAGUCCGGACCAUGCAGAGGAAACCACCACCAUCCAACACGAGUCCAGCCGACCCCCGCAACGAAAAGUCUCCAUGGAUUACAGCACCACCCCCGCGUGCUCUCUGCAAUAAUUGUGAUUCGUUUCUUCAAUUUGUCAAUGAGAUCAGAUUAUUGUACUGGCGUUUUCAAACUGUUUUCUAGAAUAACCUCCAAAAAACAUCUUGUGAGCUUGGCGGAAGUUUGUUCUUUUUUGUCUUGAUGGAUUACAGUACUGUGGGAAUGUUUCGUUGAAAUGUGUUUCGUUAUUUCAUCUUGUAAUAACCAGGACAAGAACAACCUGGUAGACUUGAUGGAAGUUUGUUUGUUUCUUGUUGAUCAAGAUGAAAUAAAUGUACUGGUGUUUUUACCCUUUACCACUGAGAUAGGCACUUUCACGCAUUUGUAGUCGCCUAGAAAAUCACAUUAGAUUUAAGACAUUUGUUUCUAGAUUCAAGUUUUGAAGGCUUCAUUCCGAACCAUAAGGUACUGAUGAGCAGCAAACAACAUAAACCUACACAGACUGCAAGUUACUCGCUGACUGUUCUAUUUAAUGCUGUUUAGUGCUGUUUGCAUAUAGCCAUUUUGACUCUGAGCAGAAAAUGGGUGAAGGAUUUGUGAAGAGUUUGUUAAAGGUCGUUUUGUUACCUUGACUUUUCAAUGAUAUCUCAUACAUUUACUGUAUUUUUGAACUGUGGUCAGUAAUAGCUUGCCAAAAAACACCUUGUGAACUUGAUUGAAGUUUGUUCUUUUCUUGUGUUCAAUAUGUAAUAAAUGUACUGGUGGAACUGUUGUCAGUAAUAACCUGCCAAAAACUUUUAUGAAUUUGGGGAAGGUUUGAUCGUUUAUUUUGUUUGAGAUGAAAUAAAUGAACUUGUUUUUUUAACUUAUGUCUAUAAAACCUGCCAAAAAAAAAAGGUAAAUUUGGUGGAAGUUUGUUUGUUUGUUUUGUUCAAUAUGAAAUAAAUGCAAUGGUGUUUUGAACUAUUGUCUUAAAUAACCUGUCAAAAAACACCUUGUGAAGUUUGUUUGUUUAUUGUGUUCAAGAUUAUGUAAAUGUACGUAUGUACGUAUGAUUUGAACUGCAUUCUGCAAUAACAACCGUGUACACUUUGUAUAACUGUGUUAAUUUCUUGUGUACAAGAUCACACUUGUAAUAGGUCCAAGCUCCACAACUAUGAACAUUCUUGUGCUGAAACUUAUUUCAAUAUUUUAAAUAUUAAAUAUAAAACCAAUGGAAAUUAAAGCUUAAAUUUUACAAGCAACUGAUGAGUAAAUUCUUUAGGUUAAGACAAUUUUUUAUUUUGAAAACUUUCAUAGUGCUGGGACUGUUUUUUUUCCCCUACCGGUUUCACCGGAGGGGACUUAUGGUUUGCACUCCAUCUGUCUGUCAGUCUGUCUGUCAGUCAGUCCAUCACACUUUUCUGGAUCCUGCGAUAACUUUAAAAGUUCUUAAUAUUUUUUCAUGAAACUUGCAACAUGGAUAGAUGGCAAUAUGGACAUUAUGCACGUCAUUUCAUUUUGUUCCUACGUCAAAAAUUGUGGUUGCUAUGGCAACCAAAAAAUAAUAAUUCUGAAAAUGGUGGAAUUUCUGACAAUGGUGGAGCCAGUAGGGGUCAAUAUUGCUUGACAAUAGCCUUGUUUAUUAUGUUUAAUUUUUACUGCAUUGAUUAACAGAUAUUUCUAACAGGGAUAUUUUGUCCUCGUUUAAAUAAGUGCUGUGUAAAAACUGCAGACGCGUUUACAAGUGGCUCUGUUGUGAUGUAUGUACAUGAUGUAUGUCUGGACUACACGGCAGUAACCUGAUUUUACUGUUGAGCAGACCUCUACCUGUUAUUGAAGAAAUAAUAAAACAGAAUUAUUACGACUCUGAAAUUUUAGUGGCAUUGUAAAUGUUGUUUGAUGUUAUAUGUGUUAACCAUGACAUCUUGAGCACUUGCGCUGAUAUUUGUAAAAUAUGUUUUCUGCUGUUGUGGUGGUUUUACGUGUUUAAAAUGUAUUAAGUCUGAGUAUAAAAAUGUUUGUUUUAUUGCUUCAUUUUAAUGGAAAAUGAUGACUUUAUGAAUGAUUGUGAGUAAAAUGAGGUACAUCCAAGAAUUGAUGUAAACGUCUACUGUUGUGAUAUAAAAAAAUAUAUUCGGCACUUUUAUAUCACAUUGAUAUUAGCAUUGUAGUUAGAUUAAUAGUGACACUAAUGUACAUAUUUAGAGAUUUUUGGAAACUAUUGCUGUGUUUCAAUUCACCUAAACACUCUCUUUGUACAUGCCUUUUUGGGGCACACAGGUAAAAAGGGAAUAUUUCACAAAAAGAUUUUAAAUAGGGCCCGGUUUUGAGCAAAUGAAUUUUGUAGUAUUUUGAAUAAUAUCUUUGUGAACAUGUUUAAAAUUCUAGUUUACAAAAGUAUUACAACAUGUAUUAAUAUGUGUCGUGUUCUGUGAAAGCUGGUCAUAAUGCAUGUGCGUAAAGUGUCGUCCCAGAUUAGCCUGUGCAGUCCGCACAGGCUAAUCAGGGACGACACUUUCCGCCUAAACUUGAUUUUCGGUUAGGAGGGACUUCCUUGAAACUAAAAAUACCAUAAAAGCGGAAAGUGUAGGCAAUAGAGGUCACAGUUUUCAUCCAAUCUUUAUAAAAUUUGAUCAGAAUGUUAAUCUUGAUGAAAUCUGGAUUGGGAUUGUAUUUGGGUCACGUGGGGUCAAAAACUAGGUCAAUUGGUCAAAUAUUAGAAAAACCUUGUGUAGACAAUAGAGGUCACAGUUUUCAUCCAAUCUUUAUGAAAUUUGGUCAGAAUGUUUAUCUUGAUGAAAUCUGGGUUGGGAUUGUAUUUGGUUAGUCAGGUAAGCGAUUCAGGGCCAUCAUGGCCCUCUUGUUUAUGAAUGUGUCUGUGUUAUAACAAACCAGUGCAAUAUUAUUUUCAGUUAUUAUCCAUAAAAAAAUCCUAGACAUGAAGAGAUUAUUUUGAUAUUUUUUUACUCUCCAAAGUGUUCCUCUGAUAAAGAUCAUUGACACGAACAAUGACAAUCCGUUUCUGUAAUUUAGAUGUAUCAGUAUACAACAUAUCAGUUUAAUAUUUAAUUCAGUAAAUGUUCUUGCUGUCGUGUACAGUUUGGUAUAAAGGCAAUACUGCUGUUGAAGUGGUUACUGUGCUCUCACCUUAUGCAACAACUUCAGUGAGUGUAUAUUUGUUCAGGGAUCCUUUUUAUGCUACCCCAAAAUUUAUUUUGGGGAGAGCAUUAUAAUAGUCGCCACUUCGUCUGUCCGUCAGUGUGUCAGUCCGUGCACAAUUUUUGUCCGGUCUAUUUCUCAGCAACUAAUGACCGGAAUUCAAUGAAACUUUAUGGGAAGCAUCACUACCAAGAGGAGAUGUGCAUAUUAUCAGCGGGUUCUGGUCGGAUGAUUUUUCACAGAGUUAUGGCCCUUUGAAAUUUUCUAUAAAAAAUUCUUGUCCCCCCAACUACUGUGCCCUCAAGUCGUUUCCUUUUAUCAGAAUAUAUAGUGCAAUAUUGUGACAAAAAAAACCUUUGGGGAGCAUCACCCGUCUCCGACGGUUUCUUGUUUAGCCUUGGUGUAGGAAAACUGGACUUAAUGAAUUGCGUCAUCGCAGAUAAACCUUUGCAGGCUUCACAGGCUAACCAGGGAUGACAUUUUCCACAUUUGCAGAAGGAAUAAACCUUUGCACUUGUCUGUCCAUACGUCCUGAAGGUUGGGUUUUUUAAUUCAUAAACUACUCAGUAGUCUACUGUGUGGCCCUCACUCAAACUUUCACGUGACCAUAAUGUGCAGAUGAUCUUAAAGAAAAGAAUUUUAGCAGGGAUUGGUUUUGGCAGAACUAUGUCAGUUUGUCAGUUUUUCCAAUAUACAUGUAGAAUACAUGUAUAUCAUUUAGUUAAUUUUUUUUAAUGUUUUUAACUCCUUUCUAACUUCUUGGCGAGUUUUGGUUAAAAAUUCUUAUUUGAUUGAUGUUCAUGUGUAGAUAAUCCAAAAGAAAGAAAUAAGGAUUUGAGACCAGUUUUUUUUUAUCCUCUGUAUAAAAUAUAGUGGAUUGUCACUGUUCAGACACGUGUUUUGGGGUUAUCAGUGUCUAUGACACAUCACACAUGUAUGUCUUAUCUUGUAUCAUUGCACAGUAAACAUUUCCCAUAAAAACACUCUUGUCAGCAUACUCGGUGGCAUCAAAUUGUCAUGAAUUUAUUUGCAAAACGUUGCAACGACAAAACCUAUAUCAGCAACAAUAUUGAUAGGAGACCAUAUCUUAAAGUCCUGUUUUUGUCUUCAUGCUGCUGCCAUAAUAUUAUAAUCACAACUUGUUGCUUCUUUGCAGCAUAUUAAUUAAGCCAUUUAUAUUCAUUUACAUACUCAUUUUUGUUAAGCGCGUAUCUUUAUGUAAGUGACUAUAAGUCAAUAUUUGUAAACAGACUACAUUGAUUGGCUCAGUUAUGACUAGCUGUCAUUUAUUUGAACUAGGUGUAAUUUUUCUUGACAGUUCAUUUAGCGAUGAAAUGCAGACAAAAUGCCAUUCAAUUCUUUAGAAAAUCAAGACAAUAACAACAUUUUAUUCACCUUAUAAUGCAGAAAGAUAUUUACACUAAUGAAGUAUAUAAAACAGUCUUAAUUUAAACAUGAUUUGUAAUGGAACCACUCAUUUUUUUCCAUCACAGCCAAAAUAUAGAAUACAAUUAUACAUUAUUCUAAGGUUCGACUAGUGAUGUUGGACAUGUAAUAUGUUUUGCAAUAAAUUUGUACUACCUGAUAUUUUGGAUAAUAUGAUUUAAAAAAUAACUAUUUGAUUAAAGCAAGUAACAACUGUUAUCAAAUAUGUAGUUACGUUUUCUUCUCCUGUUUUUCAUUUGAAAUUGUUUAAAAAAACUUGUAAAAGAUACAUACAUUUGAAUAAAAACAUAAUAAUAUUACAUGUAUAUAGUGUUUUUAUAUGCUUUCUUCUUUUUUAGCCCUAAGUGUAUUCAUAUUUUUUUCACUGCAAUCCUAAUGAUUGAAGUUUUAAGUUCAGUUAUAAAUCAUUUAUUUCCGUUAAUAUGUGUAUUACCACAUAUGAGAGGUUUUUGUUAAAAGUUUGCUAUGGUUUUAAACUCCACAAAGAGUACCAGUUGUGAUGUUUCACAGCCCAUGAGCAAUCCAUGUUGACAAAUUGUUCUAUGAAAUUAUUUCUUUAGAUUUUUAUCACACUUGGCAGGAUUUUUCCUUGAUGUCCUUUAUCAAAAUCCAUAUAUUUUUUUAAAUGGUGUAUGAGUAAUUAUUGAAACAUCGGGUUGUUUUGGCAACCAAAACGUUAGAACACAACAGUUUUUUAAAUCUGAAAUCAGUAUAUGUAUUUCGGAAUUAUGUCACAGAAUUUUGUUUUUAUGUGACCAUGCAUCUCCUGAAAGUCCUUUAACAAAUCUUAAAACAACAACAACAGUGCCGCCAGUUGUGGGGCAUUAUUGCCUGUAAUAUUUAUAGCUUUUUAAUUUGCAGUAAAUACUGCUAGGGCAUGUAAAUAAUUCAACUCAGGUGAGCCACAAUUAUGAUCCACUUGUUUUAAUUGUAAUCAAAUGAUUAUGCCGUUAUGCUGUGUUACCUUUUUCAGCUAUUUAUUUGUGUUUAUCUCAAUUGUUAUACUUCAUCUUGUACAAGGCAUAUUGUUAUUACAUGUAUCACUAGCAUCGUUGGUUUUAAUAGAUUGUGCAAUAUGAAUUUAGGAUGCCUUUACUAGAUUUGCUGUUAUUUGAUAGUUAUUAAUAAAAUUUUUGAUUGAA
Dreissena polymorpha is the source of this 7070-nucleotide messenger RNA. RefSeq names its product voltage-gated potassium channel subunit beta-2-like. Gene Ontology annotation, molecular function: potassium channel regulator activity; voltage-gated potassium channel activity; transmembrane transporter binding. Gene Ontology annotation, biological process: transmembrane transport; potassium ion transport; regulation of potassium ion transmembrane transport. The record is from RefSeq and is a predicted model, not a curated record. Gene Ontology annotation, cellular component: voltage-gated potassium channel complex; cytoplasm; membrane. The transcript is spliced from 17 exons. NCBI's taxonomy places the organism in Eukaryota, Metazoa, Mollusca, Bivalvia, Myida, Dreissenidae. The coding region runs from base 198 to 1289 and encodes 363 amino acids.